CUCUCUCUCUCUCUCUCUCUGUGUCUCUUUCUGUACGUCUCACUCUUGCUCUGUGACUGGCUCAUUUGGAUGUAUCUGUUGUCAGGAUUAAAUCUCUGCAGCUCUACAGCAGGAUGUGUGGAAUGGGUAUAGUUUUGGACGAUGGUGGAGGUGAUGAAGACUUUGAUGUCGGUGAUGACGUGAUACAGAUGUUGCCGCCUCCACCGGUUCAGUGUGAUGGAGGGGUGUGGGGUCCCCGGCGGGGUCACUGUGGGUGUCUGCUGUGGGUGAUGUUUCUGCUGAUGUGGAACAUGACGCUGAUGCUGGUGUGUGUGGGGUUAAUGUUUCUGGUCUUCAGUCUGGUUCUGCUGCCCGCUGCUGUGCUGCUGUACGCCGGCUUCCUCUGUCACUCACGGAUUCUGGCUUCACAAGCCUCUCUCUGUCAGUACCUCGAUGAUAACAGUUGCUCCGCCCUCAUCAUCCUGGGUUUUGUGAUGAUGUCACCAUUGGUCGUGGUUGCUGCGGCGACAUUCUGUGGUCUUCUUAGACGACUACACCUCCUCUUAUAUUUUCAACCAAUCACAGGAGCUCGAUACCGCGGGCGAGGCCUGGGCUGGAGGCGGGACCUCCAUGCCUGGGUUUGACGGACAUAAACAUCCACUGUUCUCAGGACAGCGUCCAGGGUGACCUCCGCUAACAGAUAUAAUCUCCGUCUAUACCUAAAGGUUAAGGGGACGGCAAGAUCUUAAAUCUACAGCAAACACAAUCACAGAGCACACAGAGCAGAAAAUCACUCAAAGGUUUGUGAAUUUUGUAAAGCCUUUUGUUGAUGUCAAUGUAUUGUUCAUGGUCAAGUAUUAAAAGUAAGUUUUAAUGUGUGUGUGCUGUUGUAUUUUAUUUAAUGACCUUUGUCAUGUGUGUGUGUCUACGCACUUCAUUCAUACAGUAUUGUAAAAAAAUUCAAGGAUUGGAGAAUAAACGCAACUUUCCAGAAUCAUUCAAUACAAAACUGAUAACACAAUCAGAAGUCAAGUAAUGUUUAAUUGUUAUCAAUGUUUUAAUAAAUUGUUUAGCGGUGUGACAUUAAUCUGUACUAGUAGUGUGAAUAAACAAACACAUAAAAUAUUUUGUUUGACUUUAUUUACCCUACACAUAACAAGUCUAAAACCCCCCAAGCUAUAAAAAUAUCUCAAUGAAGACUCAGAAAUAUCUCUGUUACAUACAGGACAUCCGGCUUUUAUGCUAAAUGAUCAACAUCUUCAUCUUUUCUAGUCAAUACUAGUAAUUAAGUUACUGCUUUGUUAAGUGAUCUGAUUUUUCCAUCCGUUGUGUCUUUUAUGUAACUCAGUAUGGGUGAUAAUAGGAUUAAAGUAUGGUUUUUACAUUUGAAUUAUAUUCAUUACAUUAUAACAAUGACUGAUUUUAUCUAUACGAGAUAGUCAGACAUUUGUGGACUGUCACAUUAACAUUAUUAUUGUAUUGUAUAUUAAUCAUAGUAAGCUAAUGAUGCUUUGUGAAACACCCCACAUGUGAAUAAAUGUCUUUCUUAUUUUA
This is a messenger RNA of Paramisgurnus dabryanus, 1533 nucleotides long. RefSeq names its product transmembrane protein 88-like. Lineage: Eukaryota; Metazoa; Chordata; Actinopteri; Cypriniformes; Cobitidae. Gene Ontology annotation, molecular function: PDZ domain binding. The record is from RefSeq and is a predicted model, not a curated record. Gene Ontology annotation, cellular component: plasma membrane.